Molecule: messenger RNA, 3663 nt
Organism: Chlorella variabilis
Lineage: Eukaryota; Viridiplantae; Chlorophyta; Trebouxiophyceae; Chlorellales; Chlorellaceae
Exons: 21
Coding region: 1-3663 (1220 amino acids)
Biological process (GO): mitotic chromosome condensation
Cellular component (GO): chromosome
Molecular function (GO): ATP hydrolysis activity; ATP binding; protein binding
Source: RefSeq, a predicted model, not a curated record
AUGGCAGCCGCACCUGGCUCAGGGUCGGCCCCAGAGGGCGCUGCGCGCCUGAUGAUCACACAGAUGGUGUUGGAGAACUUCAAGAGCUACGCGGGGGCGCAGAGCGUGGGCCCCUUCCACAAGAGCUUCUCGUCGGUGGUGGGCCCCAAUGGCAGCGGCAAGUCUAAUGUCAUUGACGCCAUGCUCUUUGUGUUUGGCAAGCGUGCCAAGCAGCUGCGCCUGAACAAGGUGUCGGAGCUGAUCCACAACUCAACCUACCACCGUAACCUGGAGCAAGCGCGCGUCUCGGUGCACUUCCAGGAAAUUGUGGACAUUGAUGACGAGCGGUACAAAGUGGUGCCCGGAUCUGAGUUUGUGAUCAGCCGCACCGCACACCGCAACAACACCAGCAACUACUACAUCGACGACGCCAAGUCCAACUUCAAAGAGGUCACAGAGCUGCUCAAGGACAAGGGCGUGGACCUGGACAACAACCGCUUCCUAAUCCUUCAGGGUGAGGUCGAGCAGAUCAGCAUGAUGAAGCCCAAGGGUCAGAGCGAGCACGAGACAGGGCUGCUGGAGUACUUGGAGGACAUUAUCGGCACUGACAAGUACAUCCCACUGCUCGAGGAGAGCUCAAAACGGCUGGAGGCGCUGAGCGAGCAGCGACAGAGCAAGUUGCAGCGAGUCAAGGCGGCGCAGAAGGAACGGGAUGGACUGGCUGGGGACAAGGAGGUGGCGGAGAUGUAUCUGGCCAAGGAGCGAGAGUGCCUGGGCCAGCAGAGCAUGCUGGCACAAUUGCUUGUCAGCAUGGCCAAGCAUAAUGUGGACAAGAUCGAGUCCAACCUGGCGCGCCUGGAGGAGAAGCUGGCCCAUGAGAAGGAGAAGUUCAAGGAUUACGACAAGGCGCUCAAGGAGCAUGAGGAGAAGUACAAUGUGGUCACCGGAGAGCAUCAAGUCAUUGCCAAGGAGCUGGAGAAGGCGCAUGCCACCUUCAAGGAGUUUGAGCGCAAGGACAUCAAGUACAGGGAGGACCUCAAGCACCUGAAGCAGAAGCUGAAGAAGGUGGAGGAGAAAAUGGCCAAGGACGGCACGAAGGCUGACGAGCUGCAAGCGGAGCUGGCCCGGUUGCAGGAGGAUGUUCCUGCGCUGCAGGCUCGUACAGCUGAUCUGGAGCUGCAGUUGAUCAAGGCGCAGGAGGUGCGCACCGGCCUGGAAGAGGGCAUCCACGCCGAGGUGGAGGGGUACCGCGCACAGCUGGAGGGCGUGAAGGCUGCCCUGGCACCCUGGGAAAGGCAGAUGAAGGAGGUGCAGGCGCGCAUCGAUGUGGCUGCAAGCGAGCAUGGUCUGCUGACCAAGCAGCACGAGGAUGCCAAGAAUCGGUUCGCAUCUGCGCAGCUGUCGCUCAAGGCGGCACAAGAGACGACGCGCAACAAGGCAGGGCAGGUCAAGGAAAUGGAGGCGGCAGUGGAAAAGUACAGGCGCCAAGCGGAGAAAGCGCGGCAGGAGGAGGCUGCGGCAGCGGCGCAGAUGGAACAGCUGGAUGAAGUGUUGCGCGAAGUGCGCGGUCGCGUGGAGCAGCGGCGCACUGACAUCAACAGCCAGGCUUCGCAGGGCGCGGUUGUCAAGGCGUUGAUGGAGGCGCGGCAACGCGGCGAGAUUCAUGGCAUUUAUGGCCGGCUUGGCGACCUGGGUGCCAUUGCCAAGGAGUAUGACAUCGCUGUCUCCACCUCCUGUCCCGCACUUGACUACAUCGUGGUAGACACCACGAGCGCUGCGCAGCGCUGUGUGGAGCUUCUGCGGCAGCGCCAGCUGGGCGUAGCCACCUUCCUCAUCCUCGAGAAGCAGCAGCACCUGGCAGGGACUGUCAGAGAGAAGAAGCAGCCGCCAGAAGGCGUGAAGCGGCUGUUUGACCUGGUCAAGUGCCCCGACGACAGGCUGCGGGUUGCCUUUUACUUUGCCAUGCGCGACACUGUGGUGGCGCAGGAUCUAGAGCAGGCCUCACGCAUUGCUUAUGGGCAGGACCGCCGCUGGCGCCGUGUCGUCACGGUCAAGGAGCUGGCAGCAGCAGAGCAGGAGCUGUUGGCGAGCCAGGAAGCACUGCGGGACGCGCGGGGCCGGCUGUCGGAUGCUGGUGCCGAUGCCAAGAAUGCUGAGCGCAUGUUGUCAGACCUGGAGACAGCCAUCCCCAAGACGCGCAUGGAGGCGGAGGCUGCCCAGGCCACCGCCACCGACCUCCAGCAGCGGCUGGGUGAGCUUGAGGCGGCAACGCGGGUGAGCUGUGAGGAUGCUGCACGGCUCAAGGCGCUGGGAGCCGAGAUGGCGCAGGAGGAGAGGGCGCUGGCAGAGCUGCGGCGCAAGUCGGAGGGGCUGUCGCGGCGUGCCGAGGAGCUACAGCAGCAGAUUGUAGGAGCGGGCGGCGAGAAGCUGCGGCGGCAGCGUGCACUCUGCAACAAGCUGCAGGAGGACAUCACCGCCUGCGAGAGUGAGGCCACCAAGAAGGGAGUGCAAAUUGGCACCACCCAAAGGCAGCUGGACAAGCUGGCCAAGGAGGCGGGCAAGGCGGAAAUGGAGCGCGAGAAGCUGAUGGCGCAACAGACGGCGGCUACUCAGGAGCUCAAGGACCUGGAGGAGGCUGCUUUGAAGGUGUUGGAGGCGGUGGAGGCCACCAAGGAGGCACUGGCUGCCAAGGACGUGGAGCUGACUGCCAUCCGCACCGAAUUUGAGCAGAGGAAGAAAGAGCUGUCCAUCAUCCGCCAGAUGGAGGUGGACAUUGCUGGCAAGAUUGAUGAGCAAAAGGUAGCGCACAAAGAUGAGCGUGGCAAGCUGAAACACUGGGGCUCCAAGGCCAAGGAGUAUGGGCAGCUUAUUGCGGAGCGCGAUGGCGCUGAACCGGCACCGCUGGAUGAGGUGGCGCUCGGGAUGGUGGAUCCCAAAGACGUGCAGUACCGUAUCACCAUCCUGGAGGAGGAGAUGGGAGUGAUGGAGGUGGACCUGGAGGCCAUUGCCAAGUGGCGGGCUGCAGACGCAGAGUACAGCAACCGGGCGCGCGAGCUGGAGGCUGCCACCGCGGAGCGCGACGAGGUGCGUCGUGAGCACGAAGAGCUGCGCAAGCGGCGGCUGGACGAGUUCAUGGCUGGUUUCAACGUGAUUGGGCUAAAGCUCAAGGAGAUGUAUCAGAUGAUCACGCUGGGUGGCGACGCCGAGCUGGAGCUGGUGGACUCGCUGGACCCCUUUGCAGAGGGCAUUCUAUUCAGCGUGCGGCCCCCGAAGAAGAGCUGGAAGAACAUUGCCAACCUGUCGGGCGGCGAGAAGACGCUGUCCUCGCUCUCCCUUGUCUUUGCGCUGCACCACUUCAAGCCCACUCCACUUUACGUCAUGGAUGAGAUCGAUGCUGCGCUGGAUUUCAAGAAUGUGUCCAUCGUGGGCCACUACAUUAAGGAGCGCACUAAGAACGCGCAGUUUGUCAUCAUCUCGCUGCGCAACAACAUGUUUGAGCUGGCUGACCGCCUGGUGGGCAUCUACAAGACAGACAACGCCACCAAGAGCGUGGCUGUCAACCCACAUGAGUUCCGCGUGGGUGCCAACAGCCAGAGGCAGUGCGGCGGCGAGGGAGCGGCGGCAAGGGUCGCAGAGGAGGAGCAGCAGCAGGAGCAGCAGCCGCCACAAGUGGCCACAGCCUGA